Messenger RNA from Adineta ricciae, 1611 nucleotides. Lineage: Eukaryota; Metazoa; Rotifera; Eurotatoria; Adinetida; Adinetidae. The record is from the annotation of a GenBank genome assembly.
AUGCAUUCCGCACUCAGACCUAAACCUCCUGUCAAAUUGCCAACGUCGUUAGUUCCCGUGACUACAACUCAUAUUAAAAAGCCUUCAGUUACUCCGAAUGGACAUCAUUUCAAAUCAGUACCAAGUCAUCAUCCGAAACGCAUUGAAUCGAACAGUUCGACACCUGAAAAAUGCGUCUGGUCAUUAGGUUUGAUCAACUCGAAAGGAAAAUAUUUAACUGCUGAGACUUUCGGAUGUAAAAUCAAUGCGACUGGUACGUGUUUGAAAAAGAAACAACGUUGGACGAUCACAUACAGCAGUGAAAACGAUUGUAUUUACCUUCAAUCGUCUCUUCGUCAUUAUUUAUCAACCGACAAAUACGGUCGUUUGAAAUGUGAUACAUUCGACGUUGAUAAUGAUUGUCGUUUUCAACUUGAAUACAAUCGAACUGGUCAUUGGGCUUUGAAAUCGCUCAGUUAUGGAAUGUAUUUAGGUGGCGACGCUGAUCAUUUGCAUUGUUUUAGUAAAUGUCCGGAGUGGUGGUCACCUCAUUUAGCGAUUCAUCCGCAGAUUAACCUCAAACAUGUUCUUCGCAAACGUUAUGCGAAAUUAGAUGAUGAUGAAGUACAUAUUGAUGAUAUUAUUCCUUGGGGUAGUGGAGCGAUCCUCACCAUUGAAUAUGUUGAUGGUCAAUACUGUAUUCGGUCGAGCAAUGGUCUUUAUUUUCAUAAAGAUGGAAAAUUAGUUUCGAAACGCAUGGAAGAGACUUUAUUUAUGAUUGAAAUUUUCAAAGGUUAUUUAACAUUUAAAGAUUGUGAACAAUGUUAUUUAACAGCGAUUGGCCCAUCCGGACUGAUGACAACACGAAACAAGGUUGCCGGAAAAGAUGAGCAAUUUCUGAUGGAAGAAAGCAAAGAACAAAUAUGUUUAAUUGCUCCAAAUGGAAAACUUGUUUCUAUCAAACAAGGCGUUGAUCUGUCAGCGAAUCAGUGCGAACGUGAUCGUAGUAGUAUAUUUCAAUUGGAAUAUGACGAACAACUCGAAGUUUAUCAUAUCCGAACGUCGAAUAAUAAGUAUUGGAAACUCGAAGGGGGUGGUGUGCAGGCAACAGCAGAGAAGCGGUCGAUCGAGACGGGCUUUUAUAUCCAAUCGAUGAAUAAUGGGCAUAUAGUAUUUCAAGCAUCGAAUGGAAAAUAUAUUGUUCCACAUCCUACGGGACAUAUGCGGGCUAUAAGCGAUCAAUUAAACACGAAUGAAAGUGGUUUUCUUGUGAAAUUCGUCAACCGACCGUUUUGUGUAUUGAAAUGCGAAUUUGGCUAUGUGGCUUAUCGAAAUAAACACUCACGCAUACUAGAAUGCAAUAAAUCUAUAUUUGCAUUGUUUACACUCGAGGAAUCCAACGAUGGAAUUGUUUAUCUUAAAGGUUCUGAUGGGAAGUAUUGGGAAAUCUUAAAAGAUUUAACAAUCAGUGUGACUGGCGACGAUCCGUCGAAGUUCGUUAUCGAAUUAUGUUCUUCUCACUCUCGAAUACUUCUCAAAGCGCCUAAUGGCAUGUAUCUCCGCGCUGAACAAAACGGAAGUAUUCACGCGACAUGUGAAUACAGUCGACAAGCUACUCAAUGGGAUUUUUAA